AUGUGGGUGAAUACAGGUACAAGAUGUGCUGCAGCUCAUUGCAGGAGAAGGUGUUUAUCAGCGGUGGUGUCUUCUUUUGUUAAGAAACCGGCACUGCUGUUCCCAGCGUUGAAUGAGGUUGCGCAAGAGGAUCUUAUUACAGCAAGUGAUCGUUUCGGCAAGGGUACUUACUUCAUUGAGAGAAGCGAGACAGGUAACCUCCCUGUUUAUUCGGAUUACAAAGGUGGCGGAAACAAAGUUAUAACCGAGAUCAGGAAGAUACGAGGUGACGCAGUGCAGUUGCGGAACGACUUACAGCCGUUGCUGCCGUUCAUCCCGCUGGAAAACUGGCGAGUGGCCAUGCAGUCCAAGAAGAUUAUCAUCAAGGGAGAUUACGUGAAGCAGGUCAAGCGCGUGCUCUCCAAAGUGAUAUGA
Molecule: messenger RNA, 414 nt
Organism: Huiozyma naganishii CBS 8797
Lineage: Eukaryota; Fungi; Ascomycota; Saccharomycetes; Saccharomycetales; Saccharomycetaceae
Gene: IMG2
Product: mitochondrial 54S ribosomal protein mL49
Exons: 1
Coding region: 1-414 (137 amino acids)
Biological process (GO): translation
Cellular component (GO): ribosome; mitochondrial large ribosomal subunit
Molecular function (GO): structural constituent of ribosome
Source: RefSeq, a predicted model, not a curated record